Messenger RNA from Zymoseptoria tritici IPO323, 2100 nucleotides. RefSeq lists its product as uncharacterized. The transcript has 7 exons. Gene Ontology annotation, biological process: amine metabolic process. Bases 16 to 2100 code for a protein of 694 amino acids. Lineage: Eukaryota; Fungi; Ascomycota; Dothideomycetes; Mycosphaerellales; Mycosphaerellaceae. The record is from RefSeq and is a predicted model, not a curated record. Gene Ontology annotation, molecular function: primary methylamine oxidase activity; quinone binding; copper ion binding.
AAAACGUAACACACAAUGGUCCUCGAACGCCUCGCACAGAUGGCCUCCCAUCUCGGCCACGCAACAACUGCCCAUCCUCUGGACCCUCUAUCGACAGAAGAAAUCGCCGCCGCAGUCGCCAUUGUCAAGAAAGAAUGGCCGGACGUGCACUUCAAUGCCGUUACGUUGCAGGAACCACGAAAAGCAGACUUGCAGAAAUGGCUAUCGAAUCCUGAGACUAACCCUAGACCUCAUCGGGUGGCGGAUGUUGUUGCUAUUGGGAGAGGGAGUAAGGUAUUUGAUGGACUGGUCGACUUGAAGGAGAGUAGGAUUGUCAAAUGGGAGCUCACGGAGGGUGUUCAGCCAAUGAUCACCAUGGAGGACCUCCAGAUUGUUGAGAGUGUGGUGAGGAAGGAUCCCAAGGUCAUUGAGCAGUGCGGUAUUUUGGGUAUACCAGCAACGGAUAUGCACAAAGUCUACUGCGAUCCUUGGACAAUCGGCUACGAUCAUCGCUGGGGUUCGACCGUGCGGUUACAGCAGGCUCUGAUGUACUACCGACCGCACGUCGACGAUUCUCAGUACACCUACCCACUCGACUUCUGCCCCAUCUACAACGCCGACACGCAGGAGAUCAUUCACAUCGAUGUGCCAGAAGUCCGAAGACCAUUGAACAUUGCGGCGCCCACCAACUACCACGCCGAAGCUCUGAAGAAAGAAUUCCGAACCGAUCUCAAACCAAUCAACAUCACCCAACCCGAAGGUGUCUCGUUCAAGGCGGAGGGACGGACGCUCAAAUGGCAGAAUUGGAGCGUGCAUGUGGGCUUCAACGCAAGGGAGGGUCUGGUGCUGUCAAACAUCACCUUCAACGACAAGGGUAAUGUCAGACCUGUGUUCUGGCGCUUGUCGCUCGCGGAGAUGGUCGUGCCGUAUGGUAACCCGGAUCACCCUCACCAGAGGAAGCACGCCUUGGACAUCGGCGAAUAUGGAUGCGGUCUCAUGUCCAAUUCACUUUCUCUGGGCUGCGACUGCAAGGGCUCCAUCAUGUACAUGGACGCAGCAUUCGUCACCAAGUCGGGCGAGCCUCAGGUCAUCAAGAACGCCGUCUGCAUCCACGAAGAGGACGCCGGCAUUCUGUUCAAGCACACAGAUUUCCGAGACGAGUCAUGUACCGUCACACGGGCGAGGAAGUUCAUCAUCAGCCAGAUCUUCACUGCGGCCAACUACGAGUAUUGCAUUUACUGGAUCUUCCACCAAGACGGCACAAUCCAACUGGAAGUCAAAUUAACCGGAAUCCUCAACACCUACGCCCUCGCACCCGGCGAGUCCGCCGCUCCGUAUGGAACAGAAGUCUACCCCGGCGUCAACGCCCACAAUCACCAGCAUCUCUUCUGUCUACGUAUCGACCCGAGCAUCGACGGCCACGACAACACCAUCUUCCAAGUCGACGCCGUGGCUGCCGAUGCCGCAGUGGGAAGCGCUGAGAACCCUUACGGAAAUGCUUUCUACGCCAAGAAGACGAAGAUCGAGACCAUGGGCGAGGCGGCGUGCGAUUACAAUGGCGCUACCAGCCGGACUUGGGAUUUGGCUAAUACGAACAAGUUGAAUCCGUAUAGCAAGAAGCCGGUUGCGUACAAACUUGUUAGCAGAGAAGUGCCGCCUUUGUUGCCGAAGGAGGGCAGCUUGGUGUGGAAGCGGGCCGGUUUUGCUAGGCAUGCUGUUCAUGUCACUCGCUACUCGGACGACCAAGUUCAUCCCGCCGGCAAACAUGUCCCGCAGACAUCAGGCGAGCCGUCGCAGGGUAUUCCCGCUUGGAUCGAAGCAGAGCCGACCGCCAGCCUUGACAACACGGACGUCGUUUUGUGGCAUACAUUUGGCUUGACCCACUUUCCGUCGCCCGAGGACUAUCCGUUGAUGCCCGCCGAGCCUUGCUCCGUACUUCUGCGACCACGCAACUUCUUCACGCAGAACCCGUGCAUGGACGUGCCGCCUUCAUAUUCCAGCACUCCCAGUCAGAUGGCGGCUGGCAAGAGCGGUAUUCGUGGAGUGGUGGAUAACUUUAGUCGAUUGGCGUUUGGCGGAGCGCAGGAAAGAGGUGGAAGCAAUGACGCUUGCUGCAAGUGA